CGAUCUCCUCAGCUUGCUUGGCGAGCUUCCGUGGGCCGAGGGCAGCGGGGAGUACCAAAGUACUGUUUCUCCGUCUUGCUGCAUAUAACUAUUGGACCACUGGCCAUCCGUCCCGUAAGCUCUCAUGUUUCGUCUGUCACACCUGGCACUCGUGAGCAUUCCGCACCGUUCUCAAGAUGAAGGCCAUUGCAUAUGCCGCCGUCCUCCUGGGACUCGUUUCCACGGCGCUGGGUCAGUCCCAGACUCUCGCCCCGUCCCCUACCGAGUCGUACGGAUGCGAGCCGCAUGGCGAUCACUGGCACUGCGAGGGCCCCCGCACCGCCCAGUCCCUCGCCACCACCACUACCGGCGCUGCCCUGACCACGUCGACGGCGGCACAUGAUCAUGAUGAAGAUGACGAUCACGACCAUGACCAUGACCAUGACGACGACCAUGACGGAUCCACCGAUGCCACCGGCACCGGCAGCCUGAAGCCCAGCCCUACCGAGUCGUACGGCUGUGUGGCCCAUGGCGACCACUGGCACUGCGAAGGCCCCAUUACCGCCUCAUCCGCCGGCACCGCCUCUACCCUGGCGACCACCACCAUCACCUCCUCCUCGACGCCUGCUGCAUCGAGCAUCGGAACCACCGAUGCGGCGGCUGCCUCGUCCACAAGCACUGCCGGUGCACCCCGCCUAGAGCUGGCCGGACUGGGCUUCGCCGGCCUCGCCGCUGCCGCUGCUCUGGCUUUCUGAUGAUUUCGUCACUUUCCACCCUUCCCCCUGAACCUUGUUGUUAUAAUCAACCACACGGAGCCAAGUCUCAAGCUAGGACGGCAAUGGACGGAAGACAGGAAAUAAUAAUGCGGAGUCGUGGAUGUUUGAUUCUUCACUUCAUCAACCUGUAACUAAGUACUUGGUAUUCAUGAUCCUUCGUAUAUAAAACUUGGAGCUACGUAUCAGAAGUACAUAUCUAGCAUGUGACAUACUUUUAACCGUUG
Thermothelomyces thermophilus ATCC 42464 is the source of this 979-nucleotide messenger RNA. RefSeq lists its product as uncharacterized. The transcript has 2 exons. Lineage: Eukaryota; Fungi; Ascomycota; Sordariomycetes; Sordariales; Chaetomiaceae. The coding region runs from base 177 to 734 and encodes 185 amino acids. The record is from RefSeq and is a predicted model, not a curated record.